Molecule: messenger RNA, 7816 nt
Organism: Pongo pygmaeus (Bornean orangutan)
Lineage: Eukaryota; Metazoa; Chordata; Mammalia; Primates; Hominidae
Gene: C1H1orf174
Product: chromosome 1 C1orf174 homolog
Exons: 4
Coding region: 6259-6993 (244 amino acids)
Source: RefSeq, a predicted model, not a curated record
GCUGGAAAUGUAGCCUUUUCCAGGCUCUGCAAAUCCCAGACCUUUUCUUCAAAGGACACUGCAGUGUGAUCCCAGUGGAGGGCUGGCAGUGAGGCGCAAAGUGGCCCAUCCCUCGGAGCUUUUAUGCUGGAUGAUGUUGGAGUUCACGAUUUGAAUAUUCCCCCCUGAUGUGCGGUUUCACUGAUACCCAAAUGGAGCGUGUUCUUCAUAUAGUCAGGGCAAGUGGAGACUACGGGGUUCCUGAGGUUCUCCUGCCCUGCAGCCUCUCUCUGCAGCUGUGUACAUGCGCCAUGACUCCCCAUGGAGGGUGCAGCUCCACCCUGGCAGGAGCCGCGCCCACAGCUCCCACAGCCCUGCCUGUGCACUGCCUGCAGUGCUCUUUACAACGUGUGUGCAGAGAGCCCAACAAACUUUUGAUGAAUUAAACCAGUGGACUCCACCAGGAGACAAGUCCUGGCUUCCGCUGGAGCAUCUCCACAGGGCCUGCAUCGGUGAAAAGCGGAGGCAAGUGAGUUCUCCUAGGUAGGCCUCCACUUCCUGCCUACUUACACAGUGAUGGUGAGCUGCCAUCAAUAAGAACAGAAGCACAAUUCAAUUUUUAGAACACACAAAAUUAGGUGCCCAUAAAAAACAGAAGCCAAAAAUUAAAAGACAAGUGAAUGAGAAAGAACAAAACAAAACCACAAUAUUGAGAAACUUUAAGGAAGGCUCAAAUUUCCUGGCAAGGGGUCAGAGAGGGGCCAGGGCUGGGCGUGAACCUGGGAAGAGACAGCCAGGCCGGGCUGACCAAGCCGGGUCAGGCCAUGGGUCAUGACCUCCUGGAGACCACAACAGCAUUGGGCUGGGGCAGGUGCCAUGGAUGUGGCCACCGCUGCCUCCUGAUCCCAGCACGUUGUAGGAUAUAUGAAGCAGAAAAUGGUCUACUCUACUCAAACAUUGUCAUGUCACAGACUACUGAUCAGUCUACAAAGUGGGCUACAAGAGUCCAGUGAAUGCUCAGCCUCCAGUGAGGGCCCCAGGGGCGCAGGCAUUGGGCCCUUCCACCCGCAUCUCCUUCCCCAUCUCUGCAUGGCGCCGACAGUUCCUAUAUACUUUACACCUGAUUCUGAUGCCACCAACUCCAGAAGAGACCCUCUGCCCCAUGCUGGUGGCUCUCUGAAGUUUCUGGGCAUCUUCCAACUGCCCCAGGGGGAGCCCUGUGAGUCUCUCAGGCACCCUAGCAGGCUCAGAGCCUACAUCCUUCUCCGCUGUGUCCUUCAUUCAAGGCAGGACCUUGGCACAUGUGUACGGGGCGGACACGGGAGGAGCUGCAAUACUUUCCAACAGCAGACAGCUGUCCUACCGCAGGGUUAUUUUUGCCCAGCUAACUCAGGUGGACCAAGAGGAUAGGAGAGGGUGGGCUAUUAAGAAAACAUUAGUUUAGGUCAAUUCAAAGAGAACUUUUUUUUUUUUUUUCGACGAAGUCUUACUCUGUCGCCCAGGCUGGAGUGCAGUGGUGCGAUGACAUUUUUAAAGCAUGCUGCAAGAUUUUUUUCCCCUGCCUUCUCCCUCUCUCUCUCUCUUUCUACCUAUUAUUUCUUUCUUUUAAUUAUAAAAGGCCAGUAUGCAAGAGAGGACCCGUCAUCAUACAGGUCACCAUCUAUUGGCAGGAAUGCGACGUGCUCUGGCCAGGGUGGCCUCAGUUAAUGGGUCUACCAACUGCUAGUCAGUUGAAAAAUCUCUUCAACUUUCUCACUGGCCCUACAGUGUUUGUCAAAGGCAAAUACUGAACUGGGGCACAGCAGUGUUUUAAGUCGGACAUUUGUGGUAUGGGCAAGAAUGCAAAGUUUCCUCCAAUCCACAAUCCUCAAGUUCUCUGUGUGUGUCUCACCCCCGGCCGGCCGGCCAGCCAAUGUCCCCUGGGUAUCACCAGCCUCUGUGAACAAAACACAGACCCUGCCUUCCAGGGGCUUACAGUUCACAUGGGGGGCCAGCCACGUACAAGCCUGCACAGACUUCACACGCCUGUCACCAUGAGGAGUCUCACUGUGCCCUGACCUGGCCGGCUGGGGACACAGCUAAUCAGGAAUAAGAACAGAAGCAGACACAGCGAACACGGGAAGCCGUGGCGCGGAGGUGGCUUCGGCCGAGCCUGGUUUUCUGCCCCCUCCAGGGUCUCCUGCAAUUCCACGUGACAGCUUGAGGUAGAGCCGGGGAGAGAAUUCAACACUGGCUCCUCUGCCCACGCCAACACCUCCCACCUCGUCAGGAGGGGUAGCCUGUCCAGACGGGGCUCCACUGCACAUCCAGCCUUGACUAGGAGGCUCUGUUUCCCCCAGGUGGGCCUGAAAGGCGCCUGCAUCCUACAGGAUGAGGGAGGGAGAGGGGGCCCCAGCCACUUCCUCCCAGGAUCCUCGCCCAACACCCCCAGCUCUGUGCUGUUGCCCACGUGGCCUCUCCCCCGUGGCUCCCAUCACACUGCAAACGUACAAUUCUGUGUGACGAUUCCACGCCUGGGCUCGCGCCUGGCCCAGUCCCCAGAAUACAGUGGAGCUUGAUACGUUGAGUGAAUCAGUGGAUGCGCCAUGCUCUGGGAUAGCGCCGGAGAAACGGUCCCGGCCUGCCACAGGGUCUUGGUAGAAGAGUGCAGAACACUACAAAAGCAGUAACCGGCAGACUGAAUGUGGCGGGCAGGGGAGCAUCCAGGAAGGGCCCCCUGAGGACAGGAGAUAUAAGCUAAGUUGAGGUUUAACAAAUGGAUUAGCCAGGCAAAACGUGGGUUGGGGAGCUGGGGAAAGAAGGUUUUCAGGCACAGGGAAGUGGGGAAGAGGCUUUGCAGUGCUCAGGAGCUCAGAGAGGCACUGUGGAUAGCAGAGGAGCAGGGGAACAGGUGCUGGGACUCUGUGCGUCUGCAGCAGGGAGCGGCAACGGUGGGCAACCUCAGAAGCCCUUCCGCACAUUCAUUCAACAAAUACCUGCUGGGCACCCACAGUGUGCCAGGCACCAUGCCAGGACUUACAGGCCACUCUAAGACUGUGGCUCUGGCUCCUAGAAGCAGGGGAUCACCCCAACAGCUGUGGGCUGCCCAGGCCAGAGGAAAAGGAGAGACCAGCCAUGAGGCUUCAAAAUCUAGAAUUAACAGCAACCAGCAUCUGAUAGGAUGUGGGCAGGGAGAGAGAGACGUUCACGAAUGGCCUGGGUGUCAGGCCUUACAGCUGGGAGGCCGGAAACCAUGCUCAUCCCAGACCCAGGGAGGGGAUAGACCACAGUGGUGAAGGGAAGGAGAGUGCCCUUUGGGAUGUUAAAAGUCCACAUGGCUCGGAGCCCAGAGCCCUCAUCGGGCGGGCGAGGCCAGGCAGUGAGGCGUUUACAUCAACUGGCACCAACCACUAACAAAACAGGCAAACACCAGCCAAGCCCCAGUGGAUGAGAACUUUGAGCGCCCAAGGACUGGGAAAUAAAACCACUGAACCAAGCUUAUUAUGAAAUCAAUCUCUGCGAAAAUGGGACAGGCUAGGUGUUUAACAAAGUAUCGCUUGCUCUCAUUUUUUUCUGAACAGCUGGCAGCGAUUAUAUUAAGUUUCCAUUUCAAAUGCAUUUCCUGCCAGUUACACAUUUGUCUCCUCCCCUUCUGUACAACAUGGGAAAUAACACGGGAGAAGCGCAGGUCUAGGAAGAGAGAGGGUACAACAGCCAGGUAGGACAUGUGUGAGUGUGCGUACACCAGGGCUGCAAGCAUCUUCACUCACUGCCGAAAGCAAAACCCCACGUGCAGUCUAAUUUGAGGGCUCCACCUAAUUACCAAACGUCACACUUCUAAAGAGAGUGGAGGCCGCAUAAAGCUCAAGCUGGCAGGAUCCUUAAAUACUCUCCCUUCUCAGGCACUAAAAGGAGGCAUCAGCUGCAUGUCUGGGCUUUGAGAGAGUCAUACCGUAAGAGCAGGCACACUGAUGCUUUUGGAAGAGAUUAUGAAUCACACCCUGCCUUGGAACAGUGCACAGAGGGACCCUGAACAGGCCAUGAAGCCACAAUGCAAUGCAGUUCACUUUUCAACCUUUGUAGUUUAAGUGGAAAACCUAAUGCUUCUGACAAAACUGCCUGAUUUAAAUGUUCUCACUUGAAAAAAAAUAAUAAUGAUUUAAAAAGGAAAUAAGACUCCCAUUUAUUUGCAAAGCACAGUACGGGCUGCUGGGUGCGCCUUGUGCCGGAGCACCUGGGAGCCAGCCCUGGACUGCGCAGCCACCUGCGGGCGGAGAGGGGAGGGGCCAGGUGUCCUCGGCCUCUGACGUGGUUUCCACCCUGCGCCCUUUCCUGAAGACACACAUCCUAGAGCCCAGAGAACUCGAGGGCUGGAGGGUUUAAGGCAAGGCUGGAUUUCAUUUCUAUGUUGAAAUUCUUAAGAACAGAACAGUGUGCCGGGCGUAGUGGCUCACACCUGUAAUCCCAGCACUUUGGGAGGCUGAGGCAGGCAGAUCACGAGGUCAGGAGAUCGAGACCAUCCUAGCUAACACGGUGAAACCCCGUCUCUACUAAAAAUACAAAAAAAUUAGCCGGGCGUGGUGGCGGGCGCCUGUAGUCCCAGCUACUCCGGAGGCUGAGGCAGGAGAAUGGCGUGAACCCGGGAGGCGGAGCUUGCAGUGAGCCGAGAUUGCGUCACUGCACUCCAGCCUGGGCGACAUAGCGAGACUCCCGUCAAAAAAAAAAAAAAAAAGAACAGAACAGUUGGCCUCUCGCAGUGGCUCAGGCCUGUAAUCCCAGCACUUUGGGAGGCCAAGGUGGGCGGAUUAUUUGAGGUCAGGAGUUCGAGACCAGCCUGACCAACAUGGUGAAACCCCAUCUCUACUAAAAAUACAAAAAUUAGCCAGGUGUGGUGGUGCCUGCCUGUAAUCCCAGCUACUCAGGAGGCUGAGGCAGGAGGAUCCCUUGAGCCCAUGAGGCGGAGGUUGCAGUGAACUGAGAUCGCGCCACUGCACUCCAGCCUGGGUGACAGAGCGAGACUCCGUCUCAAAAAACAAACAAACAAAAAAAAAACCCACAACAGAACAGUGGUCCUCAGCUUUACAAACAUCUCCCUCAGCGGCGGCCAAAGAAGAUGCAUCACAGCAGCCCAGGCCAGCUAGGGGCGUGUCUGCUGGAGGAGGCGUGGCCGCCGUGUGUCCACCCAGAACUGAUAGGGCGUGGCCACUGGAAGAGGCUUGGGCGAUACGGGUCCACCCGCGCCUGCUAAGGGCGUGGCCAUUGGAAGAGGCGUGGCCACUACGAGUCCACUUUGGCCCCGGAGAGUAACGGGACGGCGGAGGGGUCAGUUCCCGCCUUGCUCGUAACAGGGGGCGAAAACCGGCCCCCAGCCCGACGCCGGACCCUGGCCUCCUGGGCCCACCGACAGCCUCCACUAAGGCCCGCUCCCGGACGCGACGUGGGGGACAGCCGAGGCCACUUCCCGGGCAGGCCACCCCAACCCAAAGCGGCACGUCGCGGGGCAGCACAGCCUGCGACAAGCGCGCAAAGCUCCCCAGCGGGGCAGCAGCAAGGGCAGGCCUGGGAGUCCCUCGCGCUGCUCAAGGCCGCUAACCGGCGCUCAGAAACCAGCGCUCUGCGGCACUGGAGAAAGCACUUCCGGCCCUCCUGCAGGCUCUUAACCAGGGGCCGCAAGGGGAGGCGCCCCUCACGGACGCCCUGCCCGCCCCUCUCAAACAUGGCGGCCACAGGCGCACCAAGAGAAGCGCCCCUUACAAACAUGGCCAUCUGCCCUUCUCAAACAUGGUGGCCAAAGAGGCUUCAAGGGAAGCGCCCCUCAAGAACAUGGUUGCUCGCCCCUCAAGAAUAUAGUUGCCCACCCCGCUCAAACAUGGCGGCCACAGGUGCACCAAGGGAAGAGCCGUUCAUGGCCAUGACGAACAUGGCCGUCUACCCCUUUCAAAUAUGGCGAACACAGUAGCUACAAAAAAAGCACCCCCCGCAAACAUAACCUCUCAGGCCUGCCACGGGCAUGGGAAACAUAGCGACUACAGGGGUGCCAAGGGACGCGCCCUCACGAACAUAACCUGCCACAGGCCGACUUCCUGCUCCAGUGUCCCACCACUGGCCCAAGGCCUGUGAGCUUCGCCCGCCACUUACGUAAGAGCCAACACUGUGGGGUCACAUGACGAGGGCGCUGCACUGUGAUUGGCUGUGCUGACGUCGGACGCCGCCGCGGCGCGCUCUGCAGACUGCGGGUCGCCGCUCCGCCGGGACGCGUUGGGCCGGGGCGCGCGGUGCUUUGCUGCGGUGCUCACACUCAUGAGGAGCCGGAAGCUCACAGGUGCAGUGCGGUCUUCGGCGCGCUUGAAAGCACGAAGUUGUUCGGCAGCCAGGUUGGCCUCUGCCCAGGAAGUCGGUGGUUCCACAUCUGCCAAGACAGCAUGUCUGACUUCCUCAUCCCACAAAGCCACAGACAGGCGAAUGUCCAAGAAGUUCAAAUGUGACAAAGGACAUCUUAUGAAGUCAGAAUUACAGAAGCUUGUCCCUAAGAAUGACAGCGCUUCUUUGCCAAAAGUGACACCUGAGACCCCUUGUGAAAAUGAGUUUGCUGAAGGCAGUGCCUUGCUUCCAGGCAGCGAGGCUGGCGUUUCUGUGCAGCAGAGGGCUGCAAGUCUUCCCCUCGGUGGCUGCAGAGUUGUGAGUGACUCUCGCUUAGCAAAGACUAAAGAUGGCCUGUCUGUGCCGAAACACAGUGCCGGGUCCGGAGCAGAAGAAUCCAACAGCAGCUCCACUGUGCAGAAGCAGAACGAGCCAGGGCUAGAGAUAGAGGAUGUGCAGAAGCCACCACUUCAGAUGGACAACAGCAUCUUUCUAGAUGACGACAGCAAUCAGCCAAUGCCCGUGAGCCGGUUCUUUGGAAACGUUGAGCUCAUGCAGGACCUCCCACCUGCAUCUUCAUCUUGUCCUUCAAUGAGCAGACGAGAGUUCAGAAAAAUGCAUUUCAGAGCCAAAGAUGAUGAUGAUGACGAUGAUGAUGAUGAUGCAGAAAUGUAGAGGCCAUACAAAAUCAUGUCUUUGAGUAUUUAGUACCAUUAACAAUUUGACAACUUAGUACAUUACAAGAUUUAUAUAAAAUAUAUCUCCAAGAGAAUGUCUUAAUCAAACUUCAGAACUGACCCAUCUAAGUCAAUAGUGCAAAGCACCCAAUACCUUUGGAGGAUGUACUCAUGGGAACUAAAACUCAAACCGUCUUUGAGGUUGCAAAGCUGCUGUACUGUGCCAAUGUCCUUUCUUUUUUUUUUUUUCCCCCCUUGGAGACAGAGUUUCUCUCUUGUCACCCAGGCUGGAGUGCAAUGGCGCAGUCUCGGCUCACUGCAACCUCCACCUCCUGGGUUCAAGUGAUUCUCCUGCCUCAGCCUCCUGAGUAGCUGGGAUUACAGGCGUGUGCCACCACGCCCAGCUAGUUUUUGUAUUAUUAGUAGACACGGGGGUUUCUCCAUGUUGGCCAGGCUGGUCUCAAACUCCUGACCUCUUGAUCCGCCCGCCUAAGCCUCCCAAAGUGCUGGGAUUACAGGCGUGAGCCACCGCGCCCGGCCAGUGUCCUUUCUUAUACACGUACAUACAUGACGAUGGCUUGAAUCAGCUGCAGGGCAGUGGGCUUAAUGAGAGGGAUCUUUGUAAAGACAGCUCUUCACUUCAGCUCAAUGGCUUUGGUCAUAGGCAAGUUUGUUUUCCAUUAUCAUAAUUUGAUCAUUCUUGUGAUGAAUUCAAUGCUAGUUCUUAAAGAACUCUUUUAUUUCUGUAUGCGGAAAAAAUGUUUACCUCGGAAAUUUUGCAAAAUACAUGUAAGAAAGAAAUAAAAUAUAUUUUGAAAAUA